AUCCAAGAUGGCGGACAAUGUGGAUGUACAAAGCGCCUUGAGUUACAACACUUUGGCGGAAUGCUCCACCAGCAAAGCUCGAACUGCCAUCCUAACUUUACCGCAUUAUGAAGUAGAGACUCCUGUAUUUAUGCCAGUAGGAACACAAGGUACUAUGAAGGGAUUAACAACGAAGCAGCUUACAGAUCUAGACUGUCAGAUUAUUCUUGGCAACACUUAUCAUCUGGGAAUGAGACCGGUAAUUUUGUACUAAAGCUUGCUCUAUUUUUCAAUAACGUAUACAAAACAUGGACCCCCGGUCCAUGGACCACCUCUGUCCACCUCUGUCCACCUCUGUCCAUGGACCUCUUGGUGGACCGACGUACCCGGUCCAUAGAAUUUUUACAAGAGGUCUAAAGGAAUUUUAGUAACCUGAAAUGGACGAAACUUUGUCAAUUUAUAUCAUCACGAUUAAAGGCUCCUCAUCUUAUACCUGCCACCUCUCACGCCUGCGGGUUGAAAACUUCGAUCUCACGCCCGCUCACGCCUGCGGACCAAUUUCUCACGCCUGAUUGAAAAAUGUGAGUUGUUGCCGUCUUGCUUGACACAAUUUCCAAAAAUAUGUUAACUCAGACCCAUGUAAGGAACGAAAACCAUGUGUAAAAUGAAUAAAUGACAAUACCUUCCUCGCGAUCUCUGAUUUUGUGGAUAAGCGUUUUCUCGAUAACUUCGCCUUCGGCAGACUUCAGACAUCUUCGGAAGACUUCGGACUCCUUCAGGAAUCUUCGGAAAUGAUCGUGUCGUUUUCAAAAAUCCCAGCACUCGCAGGAUAAAAAUCUCACGCCUACAUCUCAGAAAAAGUUGGCAGGUAUAUCAUCUUAUUCACUUUCUCAACUAUUUUCUGAAUUCCAUACAUGGGUUAGGUUUAGCCUGGAAGGAGAAACUUUUUGAAGGGGACCUAAGGAGAGGUAGGGAGGAAGUAUUCAGUUAUGCAGCUUUUCUUGUGUGUGUGUCGUCUAGUUGCGUGAAGAUGGACAAAAAAAUGGUUGCGUAGGAAGACUUAGUGCAUUAUGAUUGAAUAUCCACCCCAGACUUCCCUUCCCUUGAUAGCCUAGUAUGGAAAUGUUUAUUGGUUGGUAAACUUGUUGAAUCCUGCUCACGACUCAAACACAAAAUGACCUGCAUAUUAUCAAACAAUGCGGUUGGUCAGACUUCUGACAAGUUUGCAUACACUUACAGUUUGGUUCAUGUAAAUUGCAAUUCAUUCAUUCUUGUCAUUACAAACUCGUGCACAUUAAGCUUCCUCUGUAGUCUCAUAUGCAGCCGUUUUUGUUUCUAUUUUCUCGCAUGAAGUGAGAAGACCAGGAAGAAAAGAAAGCCGCAAAUAAAGCCAAGCUUGCUUCAUUUCAAAAACAAACUGUAAGGGGGUGGUGGUGGAAAAGACCUCUCCCUUUCCACCCCAUCCCCUAAAGUUGAGGUCUUAAAUUAAAAUUAUCUCCUUGAUAUAACUGUAUCGUGGAACAUGAAACACCCAAUAAUGAUUGCGUAUAGGUUCAAUCUUAUGUUUAAUUUCCCUUAUUAACAUGUUUUGGUGUUAUUCUAUUUUAUCAGGGUACCAAGAUAUUAGAGAAAGCUGGAGGACUCCAUGGCUUUAUGAACUGGAAAAGAGCUCUCUUAACUGUAAGGGCUGCUAAUGUAUUUCAAUAACAAAACAAUAGUUUCAAUUAAUGGCAAAGCCUGAAUUUUUCAGGCUUUGUUAAUUUCAUUACUGCAAAAGUUGCAUCUGUAACUGCACUGAUCUUCUUUACUAUGAUUCGUCAUCACACAGUUCUAAUUAUAUGAUUUUAUAUAAUAAAAUUGUUUUAUUCAUUAUUUCAUCAUCAUCCUCUCAUGACCUUAUAAAAAAUCAACUAAAUGACCAGCUCAGAGUUGGCUUGUUAGCUUAGCUGUUAUUGCAGAGGUCAAGAAAAUGAUACCUAAAGGUGAACUCUGGGUGUCUUUUCAAGAAGGUGUCCAUAAAAUGAUGGUUCAGGAAGCAACACAAGUGCUCUCCAAUAGCCCAAAGCUAGUUGAGCAAACUGUUAGGCUUGCGUGUUUCCCUAUUAGAUUAUGAUGGGCAGAAACAUCUGCCCAGAUAAUGUAAUUAAGCAAGGGAAAACGUUUUCCAUGUUUGCAUAGCCUGAUAUAAACACGAGAGGGGUUGGGAGAAUUCGAGACAGUUAUGCAAAGCCAAGAUGAAGUCGAGGGUUUGCAUAACUGUCGAGAAUUCUCCCAACCCCUCAAGUGUUUACAUCAGGAUAUGCAAACACAGGAAAAAAGUUUUCUAUUGCUUUUAUAAAACAACUUUCCUAAGAAAAAAAGCAAAACUCUCUUGUGUAGAGCAUUGAUUAAAAGCGAAAUUCUUGCCAGUCGCGAAGUCUUGUACACGAAGCUUGAGUGCAUAAUCAGUCUUUGUUUUGCAAAAAAGGUGCUUUCCAAACUAUGGGUUUUUCUCGCUUAAAAUGUCAGCUCAAGCGAAAAAAAAUUGACACAGCAUGCUUCUAAAGAUUUUUCAAGUUUCAACCGAUGCGGAAAUGGGUAAAUAAAGUAAACUUGUCGAGUUUUUCAACUAAAACCCUUUUUCAAAUUCCUGCUUGCUUGAUUAGCGUGCCAAAAGCAAAACAUCUUGACGUCACAACCAUGUUUACAUACUCUCAUGCAAACAUGCCUCUCAGCCAAUCAGAGCACGCAUACAAUUUUAGUUAUUUUAUAAAUAGUGGUGAAAAGGGAAUUGGUAGGCCUGUGUGACUACUCUGGGCCAGUAAACUUUGGGAACAAGACAAGACAAGACAAGAACUUUAUUUAUACCACACACAGAAAAAAAGACAUAAUACUGGUAAUCAUGGACAUUUUUUGAUUCUUGAUUCACUGUUUCUAAACAUUCCAAGGAUGAAUCUACCAAAAAUAAAUUUGAAUUGUCAGGGAAAAGGUGAAAAUCAAAUACAGAAGAGCAGUUACUAAAAUCAUUUAUAUUAUCAUAGAAGGAACAAAAGGGGGCCAAGAUCUGAACCCUGGGGGACACCACAAAUUGGGAACAGUUUGCCUGGAGGCCCUGGUUUAUUUAAUUUUCAUCUGACCCUGAGAUUGUUGGCUCCUUUCAUUGCUUUACCAUGUGAGGUAAUGGUGGAGCCAAAGUGCACAUUAUAAUAUUUUAUUUUGUCUGCCAAAAUUAAUAGACUGAAAUUGCUGUUAUUAUUAAUUUUGUAACAUGCAGGACAGUGGUGGAUUUCAGAUGGUAUCACUCUUAAAAUUAGCUGAAAUUACUGAGGAAGGUGUCAAGUUCCAAUCACCUCAUGAUGGAAGAGAAAUGUUACUCACACCUGAAAAAUCAACUGAGAUCCAGAAUUCUAUUGGAGCUGAUAUAAUUAUGCAACUGGAUGAUGUGGUCAGCAGUACUACUACAGGUGACAUGCUAAGAAUAUUGAGUUUUUCUUUUUGCAAAGCUACAUGUGCUUUAUUAGUGAAUUUUGUAUUGUUUUGGUCAGAUCUUAUUCAAUCUAGCCCUUACAUUUGCAGCGCAUCUUAAAAAAGACUUUCGUUCCUGCAUUUUUUCAUAUCUGCAUUUUUAAAGAUCUGUAUCGAUAACCUAUUUGAUAACCUUGAGUCUGGAAAAAAAACUUAUCGUUUCGGAAAAAAGUCUGGAAAAAGGCUUGAAUUCUGGAUCCAAAAAUCUGUACGAACCUUGUGUUAACAUAGAAACAUAAAAUUGUGUCUUAAUCACUGAAGGUUAGUAGACACAGUUGGUGAUAGAUAGCAGUAUGUGUCCUUGCUGAGAAGGAAGUGUAUCCAAGCAUUUAGAGCACAGGACUUACAAUCUAGAGUCCGCGAGACCACUAGCUGUCCACUAGCUGGAUAUAUUGCUAGGCUAACUGGCUCAAAAUAGAUUGCUGACAACAUACUGAUUAAUCAUUAUAAAAGGUCCCAGAGUAGAGGAGGCUAUGAAGCGUUCAAUAAGGUGGCUGGACAGAUGCGUUGCAGCACAUGCAAGACCAACUGAACAGAAUCUGUUUGCAAUCAUUCAGGGAGGACUGGAUCCUGAAUUGAGGAGGACUUGUGUAGAAGGUAACAGUAAAGCUUGUCUCAUUCUACAGUCACUAUUAUCUCUCAUUAUUAUUAUUAUUAUUAUUAUUAUUAUUAUUACUAUUAUUAUUAUGGGACUCGACUGUCAGAAGUUUUUAAGAACUCUCGCAAAUAAGCUUUCGACUAAGAACACUGAACCCUACGCCAGCGUUAUUUCCUGGCUUCAAAUACAGCUCUUAUUUGCUAUAUUUAAUAAGAACUGUACACAGACGCGUCAGAGAUUCUAGAUAUCCAUUUAAAUCACGUGAGGUCUCAGAAGACUUCACUUUCGGUGUAGCUGGUCUACAUCUGCACUCACAAUUUAAGGCCUAGAUUUUUGAUAGUUUUUUUCUUAAUAAUGCUUAAUUUUCCUUUUCCCACUUUUAAAUUAUUCACAAUUGUAAAUAGUUUUCUAUCGUGGACAUAUAUUUAGUUUUUAAUUUGUAAACAAUACGAUAUAGUUGAAAAUUGUAAAUUUUUACUAACUUAUUGUUCUGAUACUUAAAUAAAGGUUGGUUUAUUAUUAUUAUUAUUAUUAUUAUUAUUAUUAUUAUUAUUAUUAUUAUUAUUAUUAUUAUUAUUAUUGUCUCUACUAUCACAGUCUUUGCUGGUGUUCUUUUUGUGCAUCAGCCAGGUGCAAACCACGCACUUAGAGCGUCAGUCACUCAAGUCAAUCAUUCUGUUCAUACACUCAGCACCUUUCUGAGGAUUCAUGCAGAUCCCAGCAUGCAGAUCUUUUGAAUCUCUGUCAUAGUAGCUCUCUCUGAUACUUUCUUGAUGUUUUGUACCAUACCCUUCUUCACUGUACCAAGCGCACCAACAACCACAGGGAUCACUACGGUUUUCAUAUGCCACAUUCUCUGUAUUUCUAGUUCUAGGUCUUUGUACUUGCAUUUUUUUUCAGUUUCCUUCAGUGCGAUGUUUCUAUCCGAUGGAACAGUCAAAUCAAUAAGUUUGCAGGUGGAAUUCACUGAAUCUUUAACGAUGAUAUCUGGUCUGUUCGCUAUUAUAGGUCUCUCAGUAUUGACUUGCAUGUCCCACAUGAUGGUGAUGUUGUUAUCUUUAUUGUGUAUCACGUUCUCUGGUUCGUGUUCGUACCAUUUGUCUGUAAUCUCUAUAUCAUGAUCUUUACAUAUGCUCCAAUGGAGAUAUGUUGCAGCAUUAUUGUGCCUGGAGAUGUACUCUGUUUUGGCUAAUACCUCACAUCCAGAUACAAUAUGGUCCACUGUCUCUUCAUGUUGCGAACACAAUCUGCAUUUGCUCUCCACUUGCUGGCCACAUAUUACUUUCUGGUAGUUUCUGGUGUUUAUUGCCUGGUCUUGAGCUGCUACAAGUAGUCCCUCUGUUUCUGCUUUCAAAUUACUUGACAACCAUUUGUUGGUGGUGACUGUGUCUAUUAUUAGUAUUAUUAUUAUUAUUAUUAUUAUUAUUUGAAAGCAUUUCCCCAUUUGGGAUUGGCUCUAUUAAUCCCCCAACUAACUAAUUCUUCGUAAUAGGCUAUCACCUACUCGCUCCCCUUAAAUUCAAGCUUUUUAGUAUUUCAAGAACUAGGCACUUUCCACCAUCUUUUAUUUUCACCAGAGGUACAAAUAUGCGGACGCGACAGAAAACAAUUUUUUUCUGGGCAAACCUUGGUCUAAAAAUAACCCAAAGUGUGAAUUGGAGAUGGAGGCUUCAGGUGAUAGGCUUGUGUAUGGCUUACAUGUAUUCAAUAAAGAUCGUAUUAUUUUACUCACCAGAAAUGGUAAAACGCAACACACCCGGUAUAGCUAUUGGUGGCUUAAGUGGUGGAGAAGAGAAGUCAUUGUUUUGGAAGACCGUCUCUCUUUGUACAGAUCUGCUACCAAAGAGCAAACCAAGAUAUCUUAUGGGGGUAGGGUAAGUCAUAUGACCUAAAUUAGCCGUCUUUUAACAAGGUUGAAUCACCCACCAUGUCUUUGGGGUCGUGGAGCCGGGUUUCAAUUGACUGGUGUAUUAGUUUUUCAUGUAUGAUGUUAUUUAUGGGAUCAAGCUUUUUCCAAUAGAUACACUGUCAAACUGUUCAUGUGUUCUGUUGUAAAUGUGAAAUUCAAUACUAACAAGCCUGCUCUCGACAAAGCCAUCUUCAUCAUUUUUUAUGCUGCUUGCAAACUGUACAGUAAAUUACCAGUUGAUUACACAUCACACUUUUUCCAUCAGGAAUGGGAAAACGAGAUUUCUCUCCUAUCCCCUUGGGCUUGCUCGAUCGCUACCUCUACAAUCUCAACUUUUUCUUUUUAGGUUUAUCUGGGGGAAUGAAACGACCCUUCAACACCCCUAUUGUUGAUAGUCACUUAAACAUGAAAAUUAUCCGAGUAAAUUUUUGCCGAGGUAAAACUGGUCACACGAUGCAACGCAGUUACACUGACCUAGGUAAAGUUGCCUCGUGUAACCUUGGCUGAUGAAGCCUAUACCAGUGAUUUUUCCCUUAAGGUUUAACUUGCGAGCGUACGUAAAUUUUAUGCGCGUAAAUGAAAUAGAGGCAAUGUAUAGAAGGUCACGCGUAAACGCAUAAGUUGAACCUCGCUCAACUUUUACGUUUACGCGCACCCUGUCAUACAUCACCUCUAUUUUAUUUACGCGCGUAAAAUUGACUUGCCUACGCACGUGAAAAUUACGCGACAGUGGAAAUCCACCCUUACCCACGCCGUUCUGUUGAUUUAUUUCUAGUUAUGCGGUGGAUCUGGUGGUGUGUUGUGCGUUAGGAGUGGACAUGUUUGACUGUGUUUAUCCGACUAGAACGGCGGUAAGUAGUCUCUGAAAAAUGCUGCAUAUUAAUAUUUGAACAAAUAACAGCGGCCAACUGCGUAAACUGUCUUUACUUAUGCGCCGAUCAAUUCGAAACUUCAACAUCCCCUUCCCAUCAUUCUCCUUCCUCCCUCUCAACGUCGUAACAGGACAAUGCAGGCCUGUUUAAACUCAGUAGACGGCAACUACUUUGUAAGGCCCCAUAUAGCCUCUCUAAAGAUUGUCGAGUACGCGUAUGGAAAUAAAAACCGCGAGGACUUUAUUGACCGUAAGUGCAAGGGAGUGGUGGUGGCGAAAAGAGAAGUCUUUAUCUCGCGCGCUCGCUUCGCUCGUGUGCUAUCGAAUUAUUGAAAAAAAAAAAAGAUAAACGGCUGUCGACAGGCUAGGUCCCGUCAAGGGAGAAUGAUCUUUGGCCCCGUAGAGGUAACCACCUUGACAUCUAUGAUUUUGGAUCGACAAAUGAAAACACAAAAUUUGACAGUCCAUUAUACGUAACACACUAUCGUUUACUUCAUUACCUAAAUACACGGCGGCGAGGUAGACGUAAGUUUGUUUCCCCCUUUUGUGACACGUUCCGUUUAGACUUUUUGUCACUGAAACUUUCAUUCUUAAAACCCUAUCGAACCCUAUUUCUUAGCUGUUUGUGUAAAGUAAUUAAUUUACCUUUUCUAAAGCCCACCCCGCUCCUCUUAGUUUGGGGCAAAAAGUGUACGUAUUAUGAACUAAAUAUUCGAUCGAAGCUUGAAUCUGAUUCCUCCCAAAAUGGCGGAAACGCGCCCUUACGCGCUUGAAACUGGAACCGGUGAUUUGAUUAGCCAAACAUAUAUUAAAUAGAUCGCCUUGUACUUAUGCUUCGUUCCGUUUUCGCACAACAUUGAACCCGAACGCGAGUAAAAUAAAAGGAAAAUUUAGAUCCUUGUGAUCAUGAAUCAUGAUUAUCCUUGUAUGCGUGGUUAUGCUUGUGUUCAGGCCGUUUUUACAGCACUUGUGCUUGCCUCAUCUGUGAAAACCAGGCCUUACAGAAGAUAAGCAAAUUACUUUGCAAAAUCUGUCUCACAUUGCAGAGAUUUGGCACAGCAUUAGUACCGUGGGGUCAACUACACUUGAAACAUAAGCAGUAUGUUACGGAUCUCAAGCCCAUCGACAGAGACUGUGGAUGUUCAACUUGCAAGCAUCAUUCUAGAGCAUACAUCAAUAGCUUACUGGGAAGGGAAGAGGUGGCUUGUCACUUAAUAACUAUACACAAUAUAUAUUAUCAGGCAAGUAUUCUGUGUUAAUAAGGCCCAGACGACUCACGUUCUAACGCUUCCUGAAAUGUUGGGCGCAACAUGUUUCCUCCACGUGACAGCUUACAUGUAUACAGCUGUUUCGAGAAACAUUGACGGAAAAAAAUGUGCACGUGACAACCCCAAAAGAUAAUAUGGGAUAUGAUCAAUACACUGUUUCUGACACUGAAACUGUCGAAGCUACUUUUGUUGCUUGCCUUUAGCACUCCCAAACAUACGUCCAUGGCCUCUCGUGACAUUCUUUCAAAUUUCUUUGAAAAGCAGUGAAUACAAAACCACGCACAAUACCUUUCGGGAUUGUCGCGAGCACUUUUUCCGACAACCUUUCUGGAAAUAGCUGUAUAUAGCUGCCAGUGCGAGGUGAAGUAGAUUGCAGCCCGUUUUUUGCGUAGAUCAAGAACGCGCGGAUUCGUGAGUCAAAGUGGAUUUCCACUGUUGCGUGAUUUUUACGUGCCUGCGCACCGUAAAUUUUACGCGCAGGUCGCGUGUAAACGUUUAAGUUGAACGUCGCUCAACGUUUACAUUUAUGCUCCGUAGUUCAAGUAAAGUAAAGGAAUUUUUUCAAUACCCUUUCAGAGAAAAUUAUCUAUUCCAUGCUCCUUCAUAAAUUGCCUCUAUUUUAAGAACGUACCUAAAUUACGCGACGGUGGAAAUCCGAUUUACGGUCGGUUCGCCAACGUCCUGUUCGCUAACUUCGAUCUGUUGGAACUGCUUCACAGUCAAUCUUUUCCAGCUUUCUUGACCGCUACAAAUAAUUUUGUAGCAAACUGAACCAGCUUGAUCCUUAUAUGCGAUCCUCCAGUGGUAACAAUUCCUUUCAGCUUUAAGGGGAAUAAUCAUCAAAGUACUAACCAUUUCUCUGAUUUGAUGAGCCCAAUUAGAGGGCUACCUGAAUCCACCACUGUAGAUUUCAUACUAAUGGUUAAAAUCAGAAGUUAUCAAUCUCUUUCGCUUGCUUACAUGUAUUAUUGGCAAGCAGUCAAGUAUAGCCUGAUUCUCAGACGCUCCAGUUCGCUCGCGGUCACACACUCUCUCCCUUCCACGUUGUAGAAGGGAGAUUGUGCGCGGCCUCAAGCGACCUGGGGCCCGUUUCUCGAAAGUCCCGGUAACUUUACGGGCCCGAAAUCAAAUAUUCAAAUCGAAAUAUAAACAAGAGGAGCGCGGGUCAUGGCCAGCAAACUACUCCAUUUUGUUUCAUUAACUGACAGUUUUAUCGUGUUAGAUGCAAAACUAUUGAAAACUCGAUCUUUAAUGUAAACGGAGACAGUUUACCGGGCCCGUUAAUUAUCGGGACUUUCGAGAAACGGGCCCCUGGAGCGUCUGAGAAUCCAGAGAAUCAGACUAUAAAGAGUGUCGCUGGAGAUGUAUAAGAAAACCAAACUCAAUAAGAGAACUAGAACUAGAGAGCAUAUAAAGUUGGAAUUUUUUUCGCUUAAGUAGGCUGUUUUCAUCUGUUUUAGAUGCAGCUGAUGCGAGACAUAAGAGAAAGCAUCAAGAAAGACAAUUUUCCUGAGUUUGUUCGAGGCUUCAUGAACAAAAUGUUCCCAGAUAAAAGUUAUCCAAACUGGGCUCAAAGUGCCCUAGCUUCUGUCAAUAUAUUUUUGGAUACUCAGCAA
Porites lobata is the source of this 9745-nucleotide messenger RNA. NCBI's taxonomy places the organism in Eukaryota, Metazoa, Cnidaria, Anthozoa, Scleractinia, Poritidae. The record is from the annotation of a GenBank genome assembly.